This is a messenger RNA of Aspergillus mulundensis, 1368 nucleotides long. RefSeq names its product putative transcription factor Rap1. NCBI's taxonomy places the organism in Eukaryota, Fungi, Ascomycota, Eurotiomycetes, Eurotiales, Aspergillaceae. Gene Ontology annotation, molecular function: telomeric repeat DNA binding. Gene Ontology annotation, biological process: regulation of DNA-templated transcription; telomere maintenance via telomere lengthening. Bases 1 to 1368 code for a protein of 455 amino acids. The record is from RefSeq and is a predicted model, not a curated record. The transcript is spliced from 4 exons. Gene Ontology annotation, cellular component: shelterin complex.
AUGGCGCUGAUACAGACGAAAGGGGUGGGGGGUGCAAAACCCGGAGAUAAUGAGCCCGAGCAUAGUGGCCUUUUCCAGGGGAUGUCUUUCUGGCUCGCUCAUCAUGUCCCUCAACGAGAUAGAUUCAAGGUUCUCAUACAGGAAAAUGGCGGCAUUGUGAAGCUAUUUGAAAAGGACGCAGACGUGCAAAUAGUGGACCACAAGAAAAAGAAUCUCCCGUCCAAUGUAUACUCAUACCAAUUCAUUGAAAAGUCUAUUCAAAAAGGAGAGCUAGAGGACCUCGAGACUCAUAGAGCUGGUCCAUCUACAGCUCGUCCUGUAGGGGCUACAAACAUUCCAGCAAGAAGCCACAGGUUGCAAUAUACGAUAGAGGACGACCAGCUCCUCUAUGAUUACUUGCAACCAUACGAAAAUGACCCUUUCGCUUCUGUGAGAGGCAACAAGAUUUAUCAGCUCUUCGCCGAACAGAUUCAGCAUCCGAGACAUACGUGGCAAUCGUGGCGUGACAGGUAUCUUAAGAGGGUUCGGGGAGGCCCACGCCCUGGCGGGAUGUUAGAACCGACUGCCCGUCCGACUGAUGAAGACCGUAGAAGCCAUCCUACCCGCGCAUCUACAUCCACCUCUCAUCCAACUGCUGCAGCAGCGCAGAGAAACGAACCUUCACGACAGCCGCAGCCGCAAGAGAAGAAACGAAAACGAAGUCCAGAACCGAUGAUGUCAGGUGCACGUGUAUCCAACAGCACAUCGAGCACAAAACACAAGGCACCAAAUCGAUCUCCAGCACCACCCGCUCCGCAAGUAGUCAUAGCUUCUCCAGCAUCGGCAGGACGGCGAGGAGAAUCACCUGAACAUGAAUUGCCGCCAGCGUCCAAAAGAGCAAAGACCACAACCGCGAGGAAUCCAGAUAAAACGAUACCCCAACACAAACAACCCCAAGGAAAGCUGCCCGCUGCACAGGUGGCAACCCAAGAACCUACCGACGAAAUCAGUCUCGGUAUUGCUAGUGCCUUUCUGGAGUUACCCUCCCUCCCGUCAAGCCCGGUGGCCGAGGAAGCCCUGGAGCAAGAUAUCGACGCAUGGAUAGAUACCCGGCUUCGCAUGGGCAAAGGCAAAGAGGAUCAAAUCAUUGAGGCUUUACAGUGCACUAGCAUGGACCCGGGAUUGGCGGACAAGGUGCUGGAUUCUUUGAUUGCAGGAAAGGGCAUACCGACCGAUAUGCGCGGAGUAUGGACGGCGCAGGAUGACAGGGAUGUGGAGGCACAAGACACGCGGGACAUCCAGCGGGUCAUAAAGAAGCAUGGUGACUUGUUUGACUACCGCUGGGAAUAUCUUAACAUGACAAGAGCAGCAGGGCCCUCAGCUACAUAG